GUCAUAAAGUCAGAAUUUCGUCUUUUCAUUCUUCCGAAAAUGGCCGCUUCAGGAGGAAAUAUUGAAUGGUCAACAACUGUAAAACCAAUUUUAACAGCGCUAUAUGGCCCAUUUUUCGACAAAAAUGAUGUUGUAGAAAAUAUACAAGCCAUCAUUAAAAGUGAGAGUGAAUUCCAGAACCAUGAAGACAUUUACGACCUGUUCUACACAUGCUUUGCUUGCCUUUCGGCACACUUCAUCAGCAUAAAUGCAAACAAUUUGCCUAGUGACCAGCUGAGCACUGCUCGCGAUGCAUUUAGAAUCAUACUUAGACAAAUACUCAAGAAGCUCUCUGAAGCCGGAUUGAGCUAUGAUGACACUUCAGCCACUACUGCACCAAGCAUCUCUGUCAAGCAGCUCUUGCUCCCCAUUGUGGGACUCUGCGGCAUUGAUGGCGGUGGCUACCCACAAUCGGACUUAGUAAUUUUGACCUCUUUGCUGAAAAAUGCAAAAUUACCAGCACAUGUUAAUGCACCAGAAACACAAACUACAAAGUCGUCUGUGAUUGCAAGCCCAAUCACAUCAUUAUCAACUCAGUCUGCAACAUCUGAGAAACAGCCACCGUCGAAUGCCCAGCGGCGAUCUGAUGCGCUUCUUGAGCAGUUGACGGCACCUUUGAGGAACCCUGUAACUUCGAUGAUGACAUCUCAGGCCCAACCAGUCCCCACAGUUCUGUCUCCUGUUAGUAAAGACAGCAUUGAAAGUAAUAAGGAUGGGAAUGCUACCCCACAGUCUGCUAUUGAUGUUAAGAAAUGGGUGUCCACAACCUGCGCGUCUAUACUGAUGGAGCUGCGCGCGGGCUCCGUAGUCCUGAAGGUGUGCUCGUCUCUACCGUGUCUGCAGCGGUACCUGAACCGCUGGCAGGCGGCCAAGGACAGUGCCACAGCGCCACAGUUCAACUCAGAUGCAUCUCUGUUACAUUUCCUGGUGAAUGAGGUCCAUGUGUGCAGACUUGCCCUGUCUUUACCAUGCCUCGAACCGUUUACAUCGGAUCGAAUCGCCACACUAAGUGACAUUAGUACUGCUUGGCUGCUUUGUGCCACUGCACAGGCUUCCCUUCAUCCAAAAGACGAGGAAAUGGAACAACAGACAGCUACACUUGUGGAGAGCGCCCUCAGUUUGUACAGCACAGUCGGGGAGACAUUCAAACAGUCCACACGUGCCGGCGGUUACAUAUAUCAAAACCACUUGAUGAUCGGUGGCUGGGUGUUGCUAUGCGGUCUACAUCACGCUCUGGCGGGCGCGCCGUGCCCCUCUACCACACCGGGGAAGAGUCCCGCCAAGACACCUUCGAGACCAUACAAUUUGACUAAAAUGCAACAAGGGCUGGGCGUGGUGUGGGUGGCCCUGGGCGGGCGCUGCCUGGCGUGGGUGGGCGCCUUAUUGGCGGACGCUCGUUUGGAAGCCCUGAGCGUGGGGCGCAGCGUGUCCAGCGCGCCGUCCGCGCCGCUGCACGUCCUGGCGCAGCACACGGCGCACCAGCGGGAGCUGCGGCUGGCUGCGGCCGCGCCGCUGCAUCAGUUAUUGGUGGCGCUGGGCGUGGUAUGCUACCGCAAGGCCACCAACCUGAAGCGCGCCGUGGUACAGAAGCAGCACCAGGACGCGGACCCCGACCGCUCGGACUCCACCGUCUACUUCCAGGACAUGAUCCUCUGCUCCGAGGACGAGGAGACUGAUGAUGCAGACAGUGAGCCGCUAUUCGGGCUGUGGUUCGAGUCUACGCUGGUGGCGCCAGAGGCCUCAGACGGUGGUACGAGAGCCCCCAACGAGGCUAAUCCUAGCGACGCCCCCGCAAGGCAUAACCAUCCUAUAGUGCCGGAUAAAUCAGAACCCUACUCGUACAUAACAUUGGCGACAGAAGUGUUUACCCUGCUGACAGAUGAGAUCAUAAGCGAGGGUUCGGACCGACUCGGCCAGACUGCGUUACAGCUACACGACGCACACCAGGCUUUGCUCGCGGCACUGGCCAAGGAUCUCGACAGGGAGACCGCUCGCACUGAUACAGGCACAAUAUCAUCGUGUUUCGGGGCGCGACUGGGCGCGUUGUACGGCGCGUUCAGUUCCGCGCUGGUGCGCUACUUGCACAACCUGACCGGCGCGCCCGCCUUCGCGGCGCUGCAGCCGGCGCUGCAGCAGCAGCUGCUGUGUGCCGGCUCCGAGAGAACCAACAUGAUGCCGCUACAGGUCGGUCCCCGUGUAGUGAAGUUGCUCGGAGGGAUGGUACUCAGCAAAUCAGCGGCCGAAAGAGAGAACAGUAUCUUAGCAAUGUGGCAUAAGAUCGUGAACACACUGCAAGAGUGCGCCCUCCUAUCGCAACCAUCGCAGGACCAUGAUUAUGAAGAUUUAAAUGUCGAGCACGCCCAAUUGUUGGUGUAUUUGUUUCAUUCGCUGACUCUUAUGCAGAAGAAAUCUGUACUUCUGAUGACUUCUAACGCCAUCAUCAAGGUGGUAGAAACCCUGGCUAUCAGCGACAGAAAGCGUGCGAUGACCCUAGCUCCUCAUCAACUGAUGCUGACCACGCGCCUCAUGCUGCUGCUGGAGUACCUGAUGAGGCAUCUGUAUGACGCGCCACAGACUCUGCUGCAACAGAUCGAAUGGAACCUUGUGAUCGCGCCCGGCCUCGCGCAGCCUACGUCCGAGUCCGCCACUAACGGCGCCAAGACGACCACAGACAAUGGACAGUUGAAAGCGCGCAUUUACUGCGAAGUGCCCUUCAUUGAGCAGGCCUACAGGAGGCUGUCGCAGGACGAGACGUCUAUGAGGCCCAAGUUCUAUGCUCUGACUAAUGCUGAGAUCAAUAAUCAGGAAAAUCCUAAAUUCGACGGUUUGGCGUGCAACUUCGUACUCGGCACGCCUCACAAGCUGAAGUACCCGUUGUUACUGGACGCACUAUUGGCGCUUCUCAAUUCCGCUUGCGUGUGCGACAAUCCGCAGUACGCUUCGUCGCCCACCGCUCUCGCCGCGGCGCAUUACUGCUUCCAGACUGCUUGGAGAUUGGUGAUAAGCAUGCCGCCCGCUACUCCUCACAUGGACAAGCUCCAAGCGGGCACCAGCGCCGAUUUGCCGUCGCCAUUGCCUCUGCACGCGGUCAUUUGGGCACCGAGAGCUGAUAACAAGAAGGUGUUCAAUCCGUGGCUGAAAGACGCGCUCGUCAAGCAGGGAAUGUACACACAGUAUGCGGAAAAUCUUCUUGCUGGUGUUAGCACAUCCUGCGAUAACAUAAAAUACACCGCCUGGCUGGCAUCUGAGACUAUCAAGCAUUUGAAGCAAAAUAUUACUGCAAGUGGAUUGCCAUCGCUGUUGGAUGUAAUUUCUUGCGACUCUGUCUUAGUGAGACUGAAAGUUUGUCUCGCCGAUACCACCUCGGCCACGGAGGCGCAUCAGUUUAUGCCUGAUUUACUGGAUCUGCUCGAAACUAUAUUGGAUUGUUGCCGACUAAGCGCAAGCGCGGAACUCGAGCCCCUAAUGGAGGUGUCGUCGAACGCGUCGGAAGCGGGCGUGGUGCGCGCCCGCCUGCAGGUGUGCGGCGGCGGCGCGCGCGCGGCGGGCGGCGCGGCGGGCGGAGCGGCGGGCGCGCCGUCGCUGGCCGCGUGGCUGCGCGCGCACCUGCCCGCGCCCGCGCUGGCCGCCCUGGACCGGCUGGCGUCGCCGCCGCCGCUCGCGUGCAUGAACUUGGCCUUUUACGCGUCGGACAUAAUACCAUCAGAGAGCGCGGUGCUAACCUUGGUGACGUCACACUGUGAGCUCAUCAGCGCCAAUCCCAAAUAUUCCAUCGGACCCUCACUCAUGAUGCUGGCGUACUCCGCCGCUAAACUGUUGGAAGUUGGAGCUUCGAAGCUGGCUGACAACCCUGAUCUUACUAAGAAGACAUUGGACCUUAUUGUUCCCGCAUUGACUGACGAGCGACUCGAGUUCAUGUCUGAGCCGCUGACCGCGACCCUUAAUACCCUGGUUCCUCAGCCGCAAAAGUCGGAGCAACUCAUACAUGAGCAUAUCUUGAGGACCACAUAUAUGGUCUUGGUGGACCAUCUUCAACCAUCGACGGAGAAAACCCUCAGACAUAUGGUGAGGUACUGGGAGAAGAUCUUGGAACGCCAACCCGGCAGGCAGGCGUACGAAUCCGUAUUCACUGACAACUCGAUCUAUUCGCUCGGCAAAAUUCUGCUCUCGGCACCCAACGCACGGAAUGCUUAUUCUGAACGGGUUAUCAAACUUUUCAUCAAAAUAUUCACCGGUUGCGAAGCCACUGAAUUCGGCAGCGCACUUUGUAUCUCCGCGUGCAAGUUCAUCGGCGUCGCUGAUCAGCAAAAACUGUCUAGCUUGCUGUCGCACAUCUGCCUCGGCUCGCCUGCCACGGCCACUGGGUCGCCAAUAACAGCCAAUGGCACUCCUACUGAAACGGAACUGCCCACACCGACCUCCUCCGCACCGGACGCGGGCGGCAAUCCGGCGUCUCUCGCGCUGAGGAACGCUUUGCGAAGCGUGUUCCGUGUCGACAGCGAUUCUACGCAACGCAACGAUUCGGCGCAGAGGACUGAUUCGGAACUGCCAGUUUUUGAUGCUCCCUCUCCAGCGCCAAGAGCUCAAUCUGAAACUGCGCAGCAAUCUGGAAAUUCAGAGAGUUGCAGUUGGUCAGACGGCAGCAAAGAAAGCGCCGCCACCACUGGCGCAGUCGCACUUACUGCCGAGCCCGCCCCGCCGCCAUUGGGCGACGUGGCCAACGACAACGCCACGCUGCUGACGCUGCUCUGCAAACACGUAGUGCUGCAUUGCACGGCGGAUGUGAGCGAGCGCAUGCUGGUCGCUCUGAUCGGUGUUUGCGGCGAGAUCCCUUGCUCACCUUUACUACUGCGCGAAAUGUGCCGGCUGGCGGACGCCCACGGGGGCAAGAAUCAUAAACAGUUAUUAUCGGCCGCGCUGCACUGGCUUGCUGCUUGCGUGGACAAUCUAAGCAGCCCCGAAGUAUUGGAGAAGCUAGAAGAGGGCCAAGUGGACGGAACUCUCGCGCCGCAAAUAGAGUCGGCUUGCGUACUACUGUCGUACCUUUCGGACGCACUGCACGCUAUCAACACAGCUCAGUCUCAUACUUGGCGUUCAGUUAGCCCGACUUGGGAGUCACCCUCCGACCUCGGGUUCGAGCUGGACUACACGGACGAACAGCAGGACGACGAUGACACUAGUGCUGAUGAUUCAGAUGAAGACGCAAUGCUGCAAUACAAACUAUGCACAUUCACGGUGACACAACGUGAAUUCAUGAAUCAGCACUGGUACCAUUGUCACAGUUGCAAAAUGGUGGACGGCGUUGGUGUGUGUACAGUAUGCGCAAGAGUGUGCCACCGCGGUCACGACGUGUCUUAUGCCAAGUUCGGCAACUUCUUCUGUGACUGCGGCGCUAAGCCAGAUUCCAGUUGCCAAGCCCUAGUGAAGAGGUCGGUGACGCUGGGCGGCGGUAGAGCGGGCGCGGGAGGCGCGGAGUCCCCGCCCCCGGCGCCGUCCCUGCGCAGGCUGGCGUCCAGCCCCACGCCGCCCGCCGUCCUGGCGCAGCCCAGGAGGCCGCAGCUCGCCGCUAACAUACAAGGGUGCCGUUCGUACCUGCAAUCGUACUCCGGCUGGGGCGCGUGCCUGGAGCGCGUGCGGCGCCUGCUGGAGGCGCUGUGCGGGCCCGUGCGCGCCGCGUGCUCGCGGGCCGCGCCCACCGGCGCGCACGGCCGCGCCCAGCGCGCGCUUGCGCAGCUACACCUGGGGGAGAAGAAGUUCACGCACACCGACACGCUCAUGUUGGCCACGCUCGGUUCACAGGAGGGUGCUUUCGAGAACGUUCGCAUGUCGUACACGGGCGAGAACGGCCAGACCAUCAGACAGCUGAUGUCCACGCACAAGCUGCGGCGGGUCGCUAUGUGCUGCCUCGCGUCGCCGCAGGGCCGCCGACAGCACCUCGCCGUAUCUCACGAGAAAGGAAAGAUAACAGUACUCCAACUGUCAGCGCUGCUAAAACAAGCGGACUCGUCCAAACACAAGCUAACUCUGACUCGUCUCUCGUCGGCGCCCAUCCCGUUCACGGUGCUCAGCCUGAGUGGCAACCCCUGGAAUGAGGAGCUGCUGUGUGUGUGCGGGCUCAAGGAGUGCCACGUGCUGACCUUUAACAGCGGCGGUGCCGUGGCUGAUCAUCUUGUGCUGAACACUGGAUUAGAAGCGAACAAUUACGUGAUCAAAGCGAUCUGGCUUCCUGGGUCUCAAACGCAACUUGCACUUGUCACUUCAGACUUCGUCAAGAUAUUCGACCUCAGCAAGGACCUUAAUAAUCCUAUGCAUCACUUUUUGGUGCCCAGUGGGAAGGUGCGGGAUGUUACGUUCGUGAACCAAGACAACGUCACGCAUAUGCUUUGUAUGAGCUCCGCGGGACAUAUCUACUGGCAGCCAAUGAGCGAGGAAUCACGCGCCGCUCUUGGCACUUUCUACGUGACUAAUACGCUGGAAGUUUUACAUCCUGAGAUACAGGAUGUUGCUGGUUUAGUAGGCGGUGGAGGCGUAUCUAUCUACUACUCUCAUACGCUUAAGAUGUUGUUCUUUUCGUACGCCCAAGGCAAGAGCUUCUUAGCGCCCCUCAACACUGUCGAAGAAAGCGUUAAAGGCACCGCAAUGAUAACCCUGUCAUCGUCCGCGCCUGCCAAGGAAGGUGGUCGCGGCAAGCAAGGAGUGCAGUCUCUGUGCCAGUGGGCCGAGGUGGCCGGCCACCCCGGACUGGUCACUGCUGUAAUGCAGGCCUCUAACAACCCCGUCGUCUUGAUGCUCACGCCCAACAACAUUUGUGUGCAGGAGAUCAAGGUGUUGCCAGCCAAAGCCAAGAUCACGGAUAUGGUCGCCGUGCGGCACUGGUGCGGUGGCGGUGGAGAACAGAAGAGCACGCUCAUAUUGCUGUGCGAGGACGGCAGCCUGCGGAUGUACGCCGCCAACCCCGAACUCACCGGGUACUGGUUGUCCCCUGCCAUUCAGCCCACUCACGCGCCGCGUCGUCGACCACGAACGCUUGCCCACGCUAGCCGCAAUAAACAACAGGCUGCCACGAAAGCCAAUGCUAACGGCGCGCCACAGUUCCCGAUUGACUUCUUCGAGCACUGCGUAGCGAUGACCGACAUCGAGUUUGGAGGCAACGAUCUCCUGCAGGUGUACAAUACGGCGCAGAUCAAACAUCGUCUUAAUACCACCGGAUUAUACGUAGUAUCGACAAAGAUGAGCGGCUUCUCUAUGGAAGUCAUCAACUCUGAUCCUAACAUGGUCAUAUGCGGUAUCAGAGUAUUGCUUGGAACUCAAGACGUCGCCAGAACACCCUCUUACGUUGAGGUUUACGGAAGAUCAGUUCAGACAAAUGUGGUCCGCAACCGUUGGUUCGACAUACCGCUGACGCGCGAGGAGUCGCUGCAGUCUGACAAGAAACUUGUCAUCAACUUUGGACCUUCUCAAGAUCCUGAUGGAGUCACUACGGUCGAUUCUGUAAAGGUUUAUGGCAAGAAUAAAGAACAAUUUGGCUGGCCUGAAGAGAAUGAAGACCCCUCAGCUUGUCCUUCAUCUAGCAAAGUGGCUCAGGAGUCCGAAGCCAAUAGCGGCGCCUGGAAACCCAGCUCCCUCGAGCGGUUAGCGUGCGCAGCGCUCGAAGCACUUGAACUCGGCGCCGGCGCACUACCAGCGACGGGCGCUGCAGCGGCUGGAAGUGCUGGAAGUUCUAGUGGUAUCGGCGAAGGCGGCGCUGAAGCGGCGAGAAAACUGCUCUGUGCACCCGCAGGAGCACAUUUACAUGCUCGCGCUCAGUGUUUGUUGAGGGCGCUGCAUCAUACGCAUUAUCAUCAAUUUAAGGACCAAGCGAUAUUGAAAUACGUGUGCACAUCGCUACAAGAGCUGCGCGACACUGCGGAUGCCCGCAACAUUGACCCUGAAGCGUACUUCCGUCUGGUGUUACUUGCGCGAGGAGUAGCUGUCGCUCGUCCACAACAUCUCGUGAAGUACAGCGCGCCCACGCCAGAGAGACCGCCCAAAGGCGACUGGUCUAUCUUCUGGAAAGACGUGUUGCCGCAAGAGGGCAAGGAGAAGGAGAGCCACCUGUGCGCGCUGCUGAGCGGCGUGCUGUGGCGGCUGGCGGGCUGCCGCGGCGCGGUGCCGCCCGGCGUGCUGCAGCACGGGCUGCGGCACGCCGACCACACGCUGCACGCGCUCGCCGACAUCGUGCACGCCUUCCAGAUGCACGCCGACGCCGACUGUGUCGACUUUGGAAACCAAAUCUACCUAUCAUUGCUUCUCGCUGAAGAUCAAAGCAUCAGUUUCGGCGCCAAAGCGGCGCUGAUGAGAGUUCUUAGACCGAGGGUCAAGAGGCGAAGAGUUUAUAUUCCUUCGCCGCCAAACACUCCAGGUGCUGGGUCGUCAGUGACCACCGCACAACCAACGAGUUCGAUCACAGAAGCGGUCGUGUCGGAGUCUGAACUCGGCGCUAAUCGCGACGAACAACAAGACAAUCAAUUCAUGGAGGUUGACGAUUCACUCGAGCCAAUGGUUCUUUUAGCUCCUGAAGGAGGUCUUGAAGCUCUCCUGGACAUUCCUCCGGACGCAGACGAUGAAACAAUGGUAGAACUGGCCAUUGCACUGUCACUACAAGAACAGCCUCGCCGCGCUCCCCCCGCGCCUUCCGCGCCCCCUCCCCCCGCGCCUGGCUUCAGCGACGCCACCGCCUCGCCUCCUGGAUCUGACGACGAAGGCAGCACAGCGGCCACAGAUGGCAGCACAUUGCGCACUUCCCCAGCAGAGCCGCCCGGCUCCGCUGGCUCUGAGAGCGGCGGCUCCGGGGCUGAUAGUAUUGGCGGAGUGUCGGGUCGCAGCAGUGCUUACGGAGAAAUGGUGGGCGCACCCUCAGCGGGCACGAUGCCCCUCUCCAAUGCCGCGCCUGUUGCUAACGCAGCUGGCCCAUCAACAUCUUCAUCGCAGCCUGUCGCGUCCACAUCCCGAGCGGUGGAGGCAGAGUCUGAAACGCGUAAACUUCAUGCGCUACGUCUUUCGUUGCUGUCGGCCGCUCUGGAUGCCCUGCCAUCUCUCAGAUCACUUCCUGGAGUGCGCGCCAUACCAUUUGUACAGGUGGUACUUAUGCUAGCCAGCGAUCUAGAUUCAAGCGUGGAAGCGGAUCGCGCCAUUCUCGACAGACUAUUAGAGCUUCUAGUUUCGGAACUGGACAUCCAAGUGGAAGAGACACAAUCUACAGAAGAACGUACAGAUAAACGAGAGUUGCAGCUUGCUAUCAUGCGGUUAGAGUUGCUCGUGUCGGAGUUGGACUCUGGGGAGGAGACCACGCCCCCAAUACAUGAGAGAACCAAUAGGAGGGAGCUGCAAUUGGUCAUCAUGAGAUUGCUCAGCGUCUUAAUGGCUCGUUGGAAGACCUCGGGCUCCAGCAGCGGCUCGGGCGCCACAUCCAGCCGCGCAGAAGUAUCGGGCAGCGCGUGCGCAGCGCACGUGUCUCGGCUGGCGGCCGCCGCGCUCGUACGGGCCGGCGCGCCACAACACUGCUAUAGAGUGCUAGCUGCUCUGCUGCCGUAUUGGAAGGAGAAGACUAACAACACUAGUGCGACAACACCUGGACAACAGCUUUUGAAGCCCCAACCUCCACAACCAUUGCCGGAUAUGCAGCCGUUCUUUGUCAAAGAAUAUGUCAAGAGUCACGCCUUGGACGUAUUUGACAACUACCCUCAAUUACUGAUGGAAAUGGCGCUCCGUCUUCCAUGUCAGAUCCACAAACAUUGCGAUCCGUCGCACUUUGACGCCCGCUGGAGAACACUUCUAUGCGAAUAUAUGAUGAACCAGCAGACUCCGCUCAGGAAACAAGUGCGCAAAUUGCUUCUGUUACUGUGUGGAACUCGCGAGCGUUACCGUCAGUUGCGAGACAUACACGCGCUCGAUACGCACUUGAAUGCGGCGCGAGCGCUGAUGACUACCGACCCGGCGUACGAUAAGCUGGUGCAACUCAUGGAUCAUCUUAAGGCCUGCGCGGAGAUAGUGAGCGCUCGCACCGGCAACUGGCAGCACACGUGCGCCGUGGAGCGGGCGAGCGCGCUGCCGUGGCUGGUGAGCGUGGCGCGCCGCGUGCACCCGCACGUGGCGCCCACCGUGCUGCAGCUGCUGCAGUGCGCGCUGUGUGCGCCGCAGCCGCCGCCGCCCGCCAGCAAGCAGUCUGCGUCGGAGUGGCCGCCCGAGCGCGAGCGCAGCGCCGACAGCGACGCGUUCGUGAGCGACGGUUCCAAGUUCCAGGAGCAGCGCGUGCCGGUGCUCGUGCAGCAGAUACUCAAGCAGGUAUCACAAGACGAACUGAAAAUGUUCGUGAAGGCGUUCUUGCUCGAGACAAACUCGACUGCUGUGCGCUGGCAAGCUCAUGCUUUGUUGCUUGCCAUUUACAAUAACUCGUCUCAGCCAGAACAAGCGUCGCUGGUGUCCCUCCUGUGGGGCAUCUGGCCAACUUUGCCGCAGUACGGACGCAAGGCGGCCCAGUUCGUAGACCUCUUGGGGUACUUCACGCUGAAGACGCCCAAUAUUGAUACAGAGAAAUUCAUCGGCAGCGCGGUGGAUCUUCUGCGCAAUCAGAACCAACUGCUAUCAUCUCAUGGAAACGCCGCCCUAUACGCCGCCCUCGGCGCUUACGUGGAACUCGACGGCUACUACCUCGAGUCGGAGCCCUGCCUGGUCUGCAACAACCCGGAGGUGCCCAUGGCCACCAUCAAACUGCCCACUAUCAAGAUCGACUCGAAGUUCACUACGACGACACAGAUCGUGAAGCUGGUGAACAGCCACAUGAUCAGCCGCAUCAGCCUGCGCAUCGGAGACAUCAAGCGCAGCAAGAUGGUGCGCACCAUCAACUUCUACUACAACAACCGCACUGUUCAAGCUGUGCAGGAGUUGAAGAACAAACCGAGCAUGUGGCACAAAGCCAAGCGUGUACAGCUGCAGUCGGGCCAGUCGGAAGUGCGAGUGGACUUCCCUUUGCCAAUAGUCGCGUGCAAUCUCAUGAUGGAAUACGCUGAUUUCUACGAGAACCAACAAGCUACCGGUGAAUCGCUGCAAUGCCCCCGCUGCUCGCAGUCAGUGCCCGCCAACCCUGGCGUAUGUGGCAACUGUGGGGAAAAUGUGUUCCAAUGUCACAAGUGUCGGGCUAUAAACUACGACGAAAAGGAUCCGUUCCUGUGUCACGCGUGCGGUUUCUGCAAGUACGCCAAGUUUGACUACACACUGACCGCACGGCCGUGUUGUGCUGUGGAUACCAUAGAGAAUGAUGAAGAGAGAAAGAAGAUGGUGCAGACUAUAGGUGCCUUGUUGGACAAGGCCGAUAGGGUCUACAGGCAACUGGUGGCUAACAAACCUGUUAUGGAAACCCUCCUCCACAAGAUUAGCGAGCACCGCCUGGAAGGCCGCACCGGCGACGAGAACAGCAACGCUAGCAACACCUCGUUCAGCGGCGCUCAGAUCAACCGCGUCAUACAGACUCUGGCGCACAAGUACUGCGUCGAUAGCAAGGGGCACUUUGAGGACUUGUCCAAGAUCAUACAGAAGGUGCUGGCUUGCAGAAAAGAGUUGGUGACCUACGACCGCUCCCAAAGUGAGCAGCUCAAGGGAGAUACUCUACCCGUGUACGCGGGACUUGUGCAGAACUACGAUGGUGACUUCACUAAAGAAUCCGGUGGAGGCUGCUACGGCUGUUCGCUGGCGUGCGCCGAGCAAUGCUUGACGUUGUUACGCGCUCUUGCGUCGCAACCUGAACAUCGCACAAGGCUAUGCCGCUUUGGCUUGGUCCACGAGCUGGUGCAGCACAACUUGCAUCGUGGUACUCCACAGUGCCAGGAAGAAGUCCGUGCUCUGAUCUGCCUGGUGACUCGCGACAAUCUGCCGGCCACAGAACAACUGUGCAACCUCCUUUCGCAGAGAAUCACUCUCUCGCUCAUGGGACAUGCCGCUUCGCAAGAUCAUAACAAUUCGGUGCGUCCAUUGGUACUGUUGUUGGGUUCGCUAGUGAGAGUACAAGAUUCUACAGAAUGCUGGGAGGCAAGACUGCGGUGCAUCGUUAAACUUUGGGUUUGGUGUUGCCCACAACUGACGGAAGUGGCUGGCAUUCCGCCCGCAGCACAAACCAUCCUGAACGCUGAUGCUCUGGCCGGCAUUCCGGGCAUCAAUACUUCUUCUCCCAACUCUCAUCAGUUCGCGCUGCAACAAGUAGCUUUGCCGUGCCUCCGCUACAUGCAAGAUAUAAUGUUUCCCGUCACUCCAGUACCCUCCACUACUUCUUCAGACUCAGCUGAGCAAAACAAGGGAACUAAGCAGGAGCCGGUAAUGACAAUAAUAACACCGAGCGACAUCUCCUCUUCCACCGGCAACGUGGUGGUGGAUCUGGCGGCCUGGCUGGCGGGGAAGGUUCCUCACUCGCAGUGGAGACGGCUGACUGCCUCCAGGGAGCCCCCGCCCGGGGACUCCGAGCUGCCGACCAGGGACUUCCAUCUGGCGCAGAAGUACCUAGGAAAGUGGCGGGAAAAGACGCUGCUAUCUCACGGCAUGCGAACAUUAUCGCUGGAGCCCGGCGGCUGGCUGCGGCCCCUGUUGUUCGACCCCAGCUCCCGCUUUGCGCGCGACACCGCCUGCCAGAUGCUCAAGUGUCUGUGCGACUGCUACGAGCAUACCAAUGCGGUGUUGAUCCUUCUGACGAGUUUCCUACCAGAAGUCUGCACUGCUGGAGAAGCAAGUGAACAAUUUUUUGUACUGUAUCAAAGGCUAGCAGCUCAGGCGCCAUGGAAUCAAUUACUUGCUUUACGCGGCGUGUUGCAGCAAAUCGCUGAUCUCAUGACCAAGGAGAUCGAACAACUACAUCGCCUUGAAGAGACCACUCUCACUUCCGAUCUUGCUCAAGGGUACGCUCUCAAAAAAUUGACCGAGCUUCUUAGUCUGAUCCUGGAAGAAGAUGGUGCCCGUCGCGCUUACAAGACAAGACUAGUGGGAGCCGUGUUAGGCGGCUAUCUGGCUUUACGUCGCCUCGUCGUGCAGCGCACGCGGCUCACUGACGACACGCAGGAGAAACUGCUCGAAUUAUUAGAGGAGAUGACUACUGGUACCGAGGCAGAAACUGCCGAGUUCAUGGCAGUAUGCAUCGAGACCGUGAAGAAGUAUCCUCUCCACGACUACCGCACUCCGGUGUUUAUCUUCGAGCGGCUCUGUUCCAUCAUCUACCCGGAGGAGAACGACGUCGGAGAAUUCUUCUUAACGCUGGAGAAAGACCCACAACAAGAAGACUUCUUGCAGGGCCGUAUGUUAGGCAACCCCUAUUCAUCGUUGGAGCCAGGCAUGGGUCCCCUCAUGCGUGAUGUCAAGAACAAGAUCUGCACUGACUGUGAGCUGGUGGCCUUGUUAGAAGAUGACAACGGCAUGGAACUGCUUGUGUGCAACAAGAUCAUGUCGCUCGACUUACCCGUCAAAGAGGUCUACAAGAAGGUCUGGUGUACAUCAGGAGAAGGUGUAGACGCCAUGCGUGUAGUGUACCGUAUGAGAGGUCUACUGGGCGACGCCACUGAAGAGUUUGUGGAGACCCUCAGCCAGACCAACGCCGAGGCUGUGGACGACGAGCAGGUGUACCGUAUGGCGAAUGUAUUGGCGGAUUGUGGCGGUAUCGAAACAAUGCUGGAGCGUUUAGCGGCCAUCCAGCGCGUCGGCGUAGCGCGCUCCCUGUGCUCGACGCUGCUGCGGCUGCUGGCGCUGUGCGCGCGCGUGCGGCGCUGCGUGCGCGUGCUGACGCGCGCCGACACGCGCGCGCUGCCCGUGCUGCUGCACGCGCUGCACCUCGCCGCCAUUGAGGAGAGGGGCAUGCCGCAGGCCACGCUCGUCUAUCAGCUGCUAGAGAUUAUGGAGCGCAUACUCUCAGUGGCGGCGAGCGAAAGUCUCGAAUCAUUCCUUCAAUUCUCCUUGACAUUUGGCGGACCCGAAUACGUUCAAGCAUUACUCAACUGCACAGAAUGUCCAGGAAUACGAAACAACUCUGUCGCAUUGGGCCACCUUACCCGCGUUCUGGCCGCUCUGGUUUACGGCAACGAUCUCAAAAUGGCGAUGCUGGUGGAACACUUCAAACCAGUCCUAGACUUCGACCGGCUGGACUCGGAACAGUGGACGGAAGAAGAGUUCCGUAUGGAGCUGUUCUGCGUACUCUGCGCUAAUAUAGAGAGGAACUCCAUUGGCGGAACGCUGAAGGAUUAUCUGAUAUCGUUGGGUGUUGUUAGAGAUGCGCUCGAGUAUAUUGUGAAACAUGCCCCGUGUGUGAAGCCCACAUUAGUUUGCACCGACUCUGACGAGCUGAAAGAGUUCAUCAGCCGCCCCGCGCUCAAGUACAUACUGCGGUUCCUCACUGGACUCGCCGCCGACCAUGAGCCGACUCAGAUGCUUGUUUGCGAGAAAGUGAUCCCAAUAGUUCACCGUUUGGAACAAGUAUCGUCUGGUGAACACGUGGGCUCGCUGGCGGAGAACCUUCUGGAAGCGUUGCGCUCGCAGCCGCAGUGCGCCGCCAAAGUGCAGGAAGUGCGCGACUUCACUAGACAGGAGAAGAAACGCCUCGCAAUGGCAGUGCGAGAACGUCAACUAGGCGCUCUGGGCAUGCGUAGUAACGAACGGGGGCAAGUGACGGCGCAGUGCUCGCUGACGCAGCAGGUGGCCGAGCUGGCGGAGGAGGCGGGCGCCGUGUGCUGCAUCUGCCGCGAGGGGUACAAGUACCAGCCCAGCAAGGUCCUAGGCAUCUACACGUACACGAAACGCUGCCCGGUGGAAGAGUUCGAGGUUCGCGCGCGCAAAACCCUGGGCUACACGACCGUGUCACACUACAACAUCGUGCACGUCGAGUGUCACAUGGCGGCCGUGCGGCUGGCACGCGCUCGGGACGAGUGGGAGAGUGCUGCUCUCCAGAACGCUUCAACCCGGUGUAACGGCCUGCUGCCGCUGUGGGGGCCACACGUGCCCGAGUCCGCCUUCGCCAGCUGUCUCGCCAGGCACACCACUUACUUGCAGGAAUGCACCGGCCACCGCGAUAUCGGCCACACAUGCACGGUACACGACCUGAAGCUGCUUCUCCUGCGUUUCGCCAGAGGACGCACCUUCCACGACGACACGGGCGGCGGCGGACCUCUCUCCAAUAUGCAGUUGGCGCCAGCCCUUAUACAUAUGGCGCUUUACGUCAUCAACACGAGUCGCGUGGCGGCCCGCGAGGUUUCCGCGCUGGAGUCGUCGCUGGGCUGGGCGCCGGCGCGCCUGCUGGAGUCCGCGCACGACGCCGAGGGCGCGCUCUACUUCCUCACGCUCAGUCUGCUGCUCUACCCGCACGCCAAAUGGCGCUCGGUCCGCGUGGAGCACCUAAAACGCCUGCUGCUAACCGGCCACGUGCGAAGCGUGUCUCCGGCCGGGCCCGCCUUACGCUCGCUGCCGGCCGAGCACCGCGCGCCCAAGCCCUGGCCCGACUACAAGCCCUACGCCGUGUUCGUGGCCGUGGUGGACCAGCUUUACUCCGUUAUGUUCAAGAACGUGACCGCGACGACCGUAGACCAAUGGCCGGUGAAGCUGGCCGAGUACAUCCGCCACAACGAUGAAGCCAACGCGAAAGCGGCCGAGAAGAUCGUCACCACGCUCACGGACGAGCUGCUGCCCUGCGCCUCCUUCGCGGAGUUCUGCGACGCCGCCGGCUUCCUGGAGGACAUCCCCGAACCCGACGCCUUCCUGCAGGCACUCCUCGACGAACAGCCUUGAGGAAGGCCUUUCGUGCCGCAAUGCCUCAGUUACAACGGAUGCAUGGCAUGUUAAUCGUCACACACCCCCCCCAAAAAACUAUACUAGUGUCAUACCCAAAAUAAACAGCAUUUAUCCUACUAAUAUUGUAUUUAUAAAGUUUGUGAGUAUGUCAGUAUGGAUGUUUGUUACUCUUUCACGCAAGAACUAUAACGAUGAAAUUUUGUAUGUAGGUAGCUGAAGACCCAGAAUAACAUAUAGGCUACUUUUCAUCCCGGAGUCCCCGCGGGAAUGCUUCCACGCGGAGGAAGGCGGCCUCUAGUAUAGUUAUAAAUACCCACGCUUCGUGCCUAACAAAGUGCAACGUAAAUAGCCUAAUUUGUUAAAUGAUGCGGCGACCGCGACGCGUCAACACGUCCCUUUCACCGCUCUGGGUCAAGGUUUAGUCAUAUAUUAUUGUAAUAAUCCACAUUAAUAAAUGUCACUUGUAACAAUUAAGUAUAUUCAAUGCGUGUAGCCAAUUAAAUUGUUCGGUUUGUCCUCGUGUAUCCACUUGUAUUUGGCGCUUAACUUCUACAGCUUUGUGUUGAUAAUAAAUACUUUCUGCUUCAAA
This is a messenger RNA of Amyelois transitella, 16417 nucleotides long. RefSeq names its product E3 ubiquitin-protein ligase UBR4 (gene poe). The coding region runs from base 40 to 15825 and encodes 5261 amino acids. The record is from RefSeq and is a predicted model, not a curated record. Gene Ontology annotation, molecular function: zinc ion binding; protein binding. The transcript has 98 exons. Lineage: Eukaryota; Metazoa; Arthropoda; Insecta; Lepidoptera; Pyralidae.